Molecule: messenger RNA, 351 nt
Organism: Fusarium mangiferae
Lineage: Eukaryota; Fungi; Ascomycota; Sordariomycetes; Hypocreales; Nectriaceae
Exons: 2
Coding region: 1-351 (116 amino acids)
Biological process (GO): intracellular signal transduction; protein phosphorylation
Cellular component (GO): nucleus; cytoplasm
Molecular function (GO): ATP binding; protein serine/threonine kinase activity
Source: RefSeq, a predicted model, not a curated record
AUGGCCGACAGUAACUUUAGUGGCUUUAAUGUUAGCAACAAGUACCACAUAGGUUCGGUUCUAGGCACUGGAGCAUAUGGCAUUGUUCGAUCUGCUGUUCACAGACCUUCAGGUCAAAAAGUCGCCAUCAAGAGAAUAGAACUACCCAACGUCCCUAUGUUUUGCUUGAGAGCUCUUCGUGAGAUAAGACUUUUGAGAUGUAUCAGUCACGAGAACAUUAUAUCCAUUUUGGAUAUCGAGAAGCCAUAUUGUCACAACGAAUUGACUGAAAUAUAUAUAGUCCAGGUAAUAAAGCCUCCUAGAUAUUUAUUCAUAUCAUCUUUAUAUCUACCUUGUAUAUUAUAUCUUUGA